Molecule: messenger RNA, 1070 nt
Organism: Darwinula stevensoni
Lineage: Eukaryota; Metazoa; Arthropoda; Ostracoda; Podocopida; Darwinulidae
Source: the annotation of a GenBank genome assembly
AGGUUAGCUAACAGGCUUGGACCACAAAUGGAAGGAGGAGGUGAUCCCAUAGCAUAACACUGAGUCUGAGUACUUCCUGUCUGUGAUCUUUUCUAGUUUUACUCUCCACACUCCAGCAAAUGGGUAACUUACUAAGAUUAUUAGCAAGGGAUGAAUCCAACUGUUGCUCCCCUCAGAAGUAUGAUGUGUAUCUGGAUUUUGAGAAUGCUCAACCGACUGAGGAGGAACUUCCUACUCAUAGAGAAACAGCAAGUGUCCUCCAGCAUUCAGAUUAUAUCAUACAAGAGCUUCAACAAUACAAGGGAGCUGGAAAAGAAAUCAGAGAGGCAAUCUCAAAUCCCACAGAGGAAACUCAACAGCAGGCCUGGCGUGCAGUUUUACCUCUUGUAAGACGACUCAAGGGAUUCUAUGAGUUCUCCCAGAAACUUGAGGCUGUAGUCCCAAAGAUACUCAGACAGUUGUGCAGUGGAUCCAUGACUCCAACUCAACACCUUGAGAUGCAACAGGCUCUUGUAAAACAAUUUGCAGAGAUUUUAGAAUUCACCCUCAAGUUUGAUGAGCUGAAGAUGACAACUCCUUCAAUCCAGAAUGACUUUUCAUACUUUCGGAGGACUGUGAGGAGUCAACAUAUGAACGGUUCAUUGGGGACCCCUGCAGAGAGUGAUGUCAUUAGCAAUGAGUUGGCUAAUAGAAUGUCUCUUUUCUAUGCUCAUGCCACACCUAUGCUCAAAGUUCUCAGUGAUGCCACUACCAAGUUUGUUGCAGAGAAUAAAGAAAUACCGAUUGAGAACACAACAGAAACCCUUGGGACCAUGGCCAAAGUUUGUCAAAGAAUGAUUGACCCAGACUUGAUAGCAAGAUUCCAGAGAGGUGAGACACAGUUGUUCGUGCUGAGAGUCAUGGUUGGCUUGAUCAUACUCUAUGAUCAUGUUCAUCCUGUGGGGGCCUUUGCCAAAGCUUCCUGUGUAGAUGUAAGUUUUUGCAUACCAGGCAUUAUCAAGGGCUGCAUCAAAGUUUUGAAGGAGCAGCCAACAUCAAAUUCUGAAGGACUUCUCAAUGCAUUAAGGUAA